CACAGAGGACAGUGUGGGGGUAGCCAUGGGCAGCAGUUCCAGGGCCACGGCGGGCAGCGCCAGGGGCCCCUCCACCAUGGCUACAGCCAGAACCGCCGCUGGCACCACAACCAGCAGGGGCAGGGAGGAGAACAGGGACCGCAGGGUGGCCCGGCAGUGGACAGAGACAGGGGGGCAACCCCAACGGGAGACAGAGACAAAGGGGCACCACCCAGAAAAAACGAAGAGACUGAUGAUGUAAAUGUAGAGGAGGCCAGCACUAGGCUGGAGCCAGAGAACUCAAGGGGCCCCAAUGACCUGCCUGGGGGCCAGGGUGGCCCUAAAGUCAGUCUUCUGCCGUCGUCCAAAGAGAGGCUGAGGAGGAGGCUAAAAGACGAGGAGGAGGCGAUCGUGUCCCCAGCGGGCCCCCAGCGGAGCCGCAUGGACCGCUUGCUGGAGAUCCUGAACAGCAUGAGGAACAACAGUGCCGGGGUGGACGGCCUGCUCAGCUCCUUCAUGGAGGAGGCCCAGACCUCGACCCAGUCAGAGGAGAGCCUGGCCCAGAUCGUCUCUACUAUCUAUGGCAAGGCCCUCAGCGACAGAAGCUUCGCCGCUUCCGCGGCCAGACUCUGUGACAAGAUGGCCCUGUUCAUGGUGGAGGGGACCAAGUUUAGAUCAUUACUACUCAAUAUGUUACAGAAGGACUUCUCUCGUCGGGAAGAGCUGCAGGCAUCUGACGUGGAGUGCUGGUUGGGGUUCAUCACCUUCCUGUGUGAGAUGUUUGGCACAAUGAGGUCCAGUGCUGGAGAGCCCUUCAGAGUCCUGGUCUGUCCCAUAUACACCUGUCUCAGAGAGCUGCUGGAGUCUCCAGAGGUGAAGGAGGAUGCGGUCCUCUGUUAUUCUAUGGAGCUGCAGUCCACUGGUCGUCUCCUGGAGGAGCAGCUUCCAGAGAUGAUGACAGAGCUCCUGGCUGCGGCCAGGGACAAGAUGCUGUGUCCAGCCGAGUCCCAGCUAACUCGCUCCUUGCUCAUGGAGAUCAUCGAGCUGCACGCCAACCAUUGGACCCCUCUGGAGGACCUUACCACACAGUACUACAACAGGACCAUCCAGAAGCUCACCACCGCCUAGCCCCCCAGACCCAGGACCUGUCCCACAGGUCAGGCAGAUGGAGGCCUGAGCUGGGUUGAUGGCUGGGAUGCAUGGGGCUGGACUAGACAUGGGACUGUACAGAGUCGCAGAACAUAAUUGGUUGGCCCCAUACCAGACUGCAAAUGCGUUUAGGUAUAAGGAGAUGGGACUGACAAGACAUACAGACAGACUUGAAAUCCAUGCAAAGACAAACACUACACCACACACACAGACAGAAGAGACUGGCCACUGGCCAUGCAGCCUGCACACAUUCGACGGUGGGGGCGUGUCUGGUCACUGAGAUGGGUGGAGGACAAAGAGACGACAUGAUGUGUGUGUGUGGGGGGGGUUGGAACAGCAGCCGCCUGUCCUUGGUGAACAGUCUCUCCUCAGAGGUUAAAAAGAGAAGAAGCAGGGGGGGUCCAGGGAGAUUUCUUUCUCUCUGUGUUCAUGUGCCAACCACCCUUCCUCCUUUCUGUCUUUCUCCUUUAUCUAUCUCCCCUCCUCCUCUCUGUCCCAGACCCUUUCACCCCAGGGUCUAUGUGGCUGACUGGGGGAGAUGAGAGGGGAGGCAGGCAGACCUCCCUCCAGUGGGCCAGGUCAAAUGUCCAGACUGCAGGGCUAGGUUCCAGUAAGGCCUGCCUUUGUCCCCCCCCCACUCCCCAGAGGCGCUUUGUGUGGCUGAGACACUGGCUGGCGCACUCUGGAUUGCUGGCUGGGUAGCAGAUGGCUUCUGGCGCCUCAGUGGGCUGGCUGCAGACACCCUCCCAGUCCCACCUACACUCCAGCCAAGGCCAACCCAUCCUCCAACCCAGGCUAACACUAACCCAGCCAGGCCGCUGACAGACGGGGGCAGGGGGUUUGUCCUGGGGGCCAGUGGGGCUGCCGUGGGGGGCUAGGGAUUGGGGAUUGUUGGGAGGCGCAGCAGACAGCAGCAUCAAGCCGCUGCUUUAGUGGUGCUUUUGUUGUCAUUAUCAUUUUCAGAGGGGUUUAAUUUUCUCUGUCCAUGCUUUUGUUACCUUUGUUAUUAAUUAUAUUAUAUUAUUGUUACUAUUAUGUACUGUACUGUAAAUAUGUAUGAUAAUGGAAUAUUUUAGGGUAGAGGUUUUGCACAGGUUUGAUUUGUUUUAAGGUGAUUACUUGUUUUAAAAGAAAAAAAUACUUUUUAACGGUGGUAUGGAUAUAUAAUAGCAUUAAGAAGAAUCAAUAGGUUUGAGGGGUUGGUUGACUAGAAAGGGAAGGUUUAGCCAGAAGGAAGAAUCAAAGAAAUUAUGGAUUUGAUGAAGUCAGUCAGACGAGUGGCCUUGUGAACUAUAACUACAUUUAUAGAGUUGCGUCCUUGCUGUUUUGAAAGACAAGGCCAAGAGAGGUGGAGAGUGCUUGCCGAGUGACCGAAUUUAGUGAGGUUAUUUAUUUGAUUUUUUUCCUGCCUGAUACAAAUCGCUUCUUCAAAUGUUCUCCUGUUCAAGCAGCCAUUUUGCAGUGUUGGAUAUUUUGCAACAAUCUGUAUGAUGAUGAUGUAUUUGCUUUUGAGAGAGAAAAAAAAUCUGUUUCAUUUUACAGAUUAUAAAAAUAUAUAUAUAUAUUUGACAAUGUAGUUAGCUAGUAUGUGAUUCGCAUUACUAUGGCUUCUGCCAAUGUGUGUACAACACUAUUGACAUAUCAACCCCAUCAUCAUCAUUAUGUAAUCCAAUUAAAUGUAAUCGAAUAUACAGAAAAUACCAGUAUUUAAGACAACGAAGCAAGCUCUAGGAGGGCAUGGUGCACAGAGAGACAAGGGCUACGUCCCCUUUAUCAACCCUUCCAAAGUGUGCACUUGUUCACUUCCCUUUCCUCAUUUGAAAGGAAUGACUGGUAUAAGAAAUAUGAUAUUAUUGCCAUGAUGAUUAGCUAUAGGGUUGUGGUUGUGUGGAUAGGAUGUGGCCUUUCCAUGUGUUCUUACUAUGGCUUCAGCUCAUGUUGAAGGAACUGCUCUUUCUGUGGGGCAGUCUUUCAGUCCUAGUGUUACUAGCUUCUGAUUUCCUAUUGAACUGAAUCUCUGGGCAUUUCUUUUCUUUUUUUUUUGCAUCAAGAAUUCAAAUCUUUUAAGGUUGGCACACAUCCAAAACAAUAGGGUAUUUUAAAACGGAUAACUGACAAAAUAAAGGAAACACCAACACUGGGGCUACCAUGAGCCAGAACAGCUUCAAUGUCCCUUGGCGUCGAUUCUACAAGUGUCUGGAACUCAAUUGGAGGGAUGCAACACCAUUCUUCCACUAGAAAUCCAAUCAUUUGCUGGUGUUGGUAAACGCUCAGGGAAUCUCCCUUAAGUGUUAAAUUGGGUUUGAGAUCUGGUGACAGAGACUGCCAUUGCGUAUGGUUUACAUUGGUUGGAUGAGCAUGAAACAUUCAGUGACCAGUCGUGCCCUGUGGAUGGGGUUAUUGUCGUCCUAUGGGGGCAUAGCCAUGGUAGCCAAAAUAAUGGCCUGCGCAGUAUUUUUAUACAUGACCCUAAGCAUGAUGGGAUGUUAAUUGCUUAAUUAACUCAGGAACCACACCUGUGUGAAGAAACCUGCUUUCAAUAAACAUUGUAUCUCUCAUUUA
Oncorhynchus masou masou (cherry salmon) is the source of this 3690-nucleotide messenger RNA. Its product is annotated as CBP80/20-dependent translation initiation factor-like. Lineage: Eukaryota; Metazoa; Chordata; Actinopteri; Salmoniformes; Salmonidae. Bases 421 to 1107 code for a protein of 228 amino acids. The record is from RefSeq and is a predicted model, not a curated record. The transcript has 5 exons. Gene Ontology annotation, biological process: regulation of translational initiation. Gene Ontology annotation, molecular function: protein binding; RNA binding; translation activator activity. Gene Ontology annotation, cellular component: cytosol.